Messenger RNA from Pedinophyceae sp. YPF-701, 2514 nucleotides. The record is from the annotation of a GenBank genome assembly. Lineage: Eukaryota; Viridiplantae; Chlorophyta; Pedinophyceae.
AUGCAGACCCGCAGUCGGGCCCGCAGGGCAUCGAAGGCCUCUGGGCGACCAGAAGCAGAGCGAGUGGCGACGGCCCCGGGCCUCUUCGACCUCGAGUGGACGGCGCUGCGCAACAUCAUCUCGCGGCUGGACCUCCGCGACACCGUCGCUUUCGCGGCCUGCUCGACAAAGUGCUUCACGCACGUCAUGCUCGACCACCAGGGCCCCAAGCGCGUCUGGGACACGUACGGGGGCGGCAGUACGUACGACACGCUUGGCCGCAUCGCAUGGCAGGUCCGCGUCGACACGCCGGAGCGCGUUGCGACGUCGUGCAGGCUCCUCCGGCGCCUGAAGGUCGAGUACACGUCGCACUGGGACUUCGCCCGAGGCUAUGUCGGCGUUUCCGGCCUGCUCAUGCGCCCGUGCUAUAUGUACUUCCUAACCGAGGCUCUGGAGACGCUCGAGCCCUCCGAGUGCACGGCUCCGGGCAUCCUUCGCUUCCUCGAACAGGCGGAGCGCAUGUACGCCGUCGAAGUCCUCAAGUACGCCCCCUCGGUGCUGUCGCUCGGCGAGCCCACGCGUGAAGAACUGGAGUGGGGGGGGGGUGUCCCAUUUGACACCGGCGAUCCGUUCGGGGGCGGGCGGCCGCGCAGCGUCACGGACUUCGAGAGGAACGCGACGGCGGCGCACAAGGCGUGGCGGGCGAUCGAGAGGCUCCCAGGAGACAUGACAUGUCUGAAAAAGCUCGACGUGUCGGGCGCGAAGCAUCUCGCGGUUGAUUUCCUGCCCCGGUCGAGCCGCGCCUCCCUGAAGGUGCUCGACGCCUCGCGAUCCAACGUCCGGGGCAUCCCGGCGGGCUGCGAGCAGCUCCAGUGGGUGGCGCUGCGGGAGUGUCCGCUCCAGUUCAAGGAGGUGCCCGGGUGCGACAUGUUUCCGGAGGACAGCGUGAAGAACGUGCGUGUGCUCGACGUGGCGGGGGUGCAAACGUGGAAUUUGUUCAUACCGGCGUACUUCGAGCACCUCAAGGAGGUCAACGUCAGCGGCUGUAUGGGUCUGCACCACGACGGCAGCUACAUGGCCGAAGGCUGGAGUCCGAUGGAGGACGACGACAACCCGUGCUGGCUGGCGCCUCUUCCGAAGCUCGAGAGGGUCUUGGCCAACGGCACGAACAUCCAGGAGAUGCCGGACCUGUCGAUGCUCGAGGAGCUGCACUUCGACGACAACGAGGCCAUGUAUUCGGACUGGUCGCACCCUGACGCAAUCCCACUGAGUUUUGACGAUUCGUGGAUGCGCCUGCGCAAGCUCACGCUGAACCAAACGGCCGCGUGCAAGCUGCCCGAGGACCUCGAGGACCUCGAGGAGCUCGACAUCGGCUACAUUCGCUGCGAGGACGGCGAGGACGGGCAAUUCCACGUACCGGCGAGCAGCUGCGCCAACAUCCGCGUGCUGAGGACGACGACCAUGGGCCUCACGUGUCUGACCGCGGACUUCGCGUCCCUCGAGGAGCUGUACAUCGCCGACGACGAUUACUACGGGACGCGGCCCAUGUGGAGCGCGCCCGCGAACCAGGGCUUCGAGUCGGACAGCGGGGACGAGUCGGGCGCGGAAGGAUCCGCGGAGUCGUGCGUUGCGCUGCCCCCCGAGGUCGCCGGCCGCCUCAAGGUGCUCUCCGUCGCGCAGUGCCCCUCGCUGCGUGACGUGCCCGAGGGCAUGUCGUCUCUCGAGACCCUGAAGAUCGGCACCUGCCAGCGGCUCCGGGCUGACUGGCUUCCGCCGUCGUCCCGCAAGCGGCUCAGAGAGCUCCGGCUGCACCGCACGGGCGUGAGCACGCUCCCGCACUUGCCGCGCUUGCAGCGGCUCGAGCUGAGCAACGAGAGCGCGUACGACGCGACCGAGUCGUUGCCGAACGACCUGCCGGCAGCCGUGCGGGCGCACAUGACGGAGCUGAGCCUUCCCGGCACGCCGGUCUCGAAGCUGCCCGCGGGCUUCUCCAAGUUGGAGAUCCUCGAUGUCUCUGGCUCACACGCACUGUGCGACGACUUCCUUCCCGCGGACUCGCGCGGCAGGCUCGCGACGCUCAACGCAUCGUCGUCCAAUCUGCGCGUCGUGCCAGACGGGCUCCGAGGACUCGCGAACCUCGACGUCAAAGAUUGCGGUGCCCUGCAUGCGACGGAUUGGCUGCCACAGGACUCGGUUGGCGCCCUGCGCGUGCUCAAGGCAAGCGGUGCGUCCGUCGGGACGCUUCCAGGGGGCAUGCAUCUCCUGCAGGAGCUCGACGUGUCGCGCACGCGGGUCAGCGGGAGCCGCUUCAUUCCAAAGUGCAGCCGCGCCAAGGUGGAGCGGCUGGACGUGACACGCACGUCGAUUCGUCGCAUUCCCGACGACAUGCACAGCCUUGCGGAGCUGCACAUCGACGAGCCGGCGGCCGGCUGGGACGAGGCGAAGGUUGUGCCGGCGAGCAGCCAGCAUAGGCUCCAGAAGGUGUCGUUCGCGCCGAUGGUGACCAAGGACCCGUGGGAGGCAUUCAUGAUAUGA